AUGGCGCAAGGCAACGAAAGCGAGACCUAUCUCAAUCUUGGCUGGACAGGCCCUCACAUCACAUUCGGCUCUGGCUACGAUGUUGCCCAUCGCAAAUUGCGAAGUUCUGCAUUUAGUAAUUUCCCGCAUGCCACAACGGAGCCCAGCCACAUUGGUAUCAAAACUCAAAAGCAUCUCAUCACCACGGCCGAAGAGCUCAAGUCUCGCAUCAAGGCAGAUGUCAAGGCAACAAUUCCUCUGGAGGGGGUAUCAGUCGAGACUGAGAACUCUUAUCUUCGAAAUGUCCAGACGUCUUCCACCUCCCUUGUCCAGGUCGUUACGGCCACAGUCGAAGAUCCUCCCGCUCUAGUAGACACUUCCGACUUGAAGCUCAGCGCCGCCGCACUGUCCGUCUUGCAAAGUCCCGACGGGAUCAACAAGUUUCAAGAACGCUACGGCGAUUACUUUGUCUACGGCGCAUUGUCGCGCGCCCGAUUCAACGCCGUCUGCACCAUCCGGACUUCAAGCGCCAGCAUCCGAAACCAGAUCAAGACCAAGCUCGAGGCGACCCUCACCGAGGCCGGCAGCCUCUCCGCCGUCUUUGAAUCUCUCAGCAAGUCCUCCAGCGAAUGGGCGUCGACCGACAUCGACAUUGCCAUGAGCGGAGUCAAGGGCCAGCCUGCCUCGACGAGCAAGACCAACAAGAUUGACGAAGUGCAGGCCGCAUACGACCAUUUCGUCAAGGAGUACAAGACCGAGCCGUACAUUGGCAUGCUGUGCCACUACUCCGUGGUCGACCAGAGGAUCCCCAUCCCCCAGAAGCAGUUCAGUUUCUUGGGCCCAGCGCUGGAGCUUCUCUAUCAGUCGCUGUACAUGGCGCAGACGCAGCUGCUCGCAUCGCCCAUGACGCAGGCCGCAGGGUUCGCGAUCAAAAUCUCAGCGCUCUGCGACGAAAUCAAGACCAUUGACGUCGCUGAUAAAGGUGGCAUUGCGCAGAUACAGGCCAGGGUCAACGAAUGCACGGAAGAGGCGGACCGCUGGCGACUACGGCAGGACCUCAUUGACGAUGCGAAGAAGCUUGAGAGAAAGAACUUUAGCCCAGGUGACUGGAUAGAAGCGUUCAAUACCAAAGAAUGGUCCAGUGGCAUCCUCGGCGUGCAUGGGAACGCCAAGUAUAGCGCUCUCGCGAGUGAUGUCAAGUAUCGCCGCGAGGACUUUGCCAGGGACUAUGCGUUGGCUGCGAGUCAAAAGGGCACCUUUACCCUGGGGGAUAGCGAGGAUGUCAUCCUGGGCUUCCGCGUCAACUCGUACUGGAAUGAUACUAGCAAUGGAUGGUUCAAGAUGCAUAAUGGAACCGUGGGCAGCUCGCAAGUCACGGUGGAAUUCAGCUCCUACGGAACCCGAGGGUGCAACUGGGCCAUUGAGGUCUGGACGGUUUCAAAGUUGAAAUACGACAAGAAGGAAUAG
Metarhizium brunneum ARSEF 3297 is the source of this 1446-nucleotide messenger RNA. RefSeq lists its product as uncharacterized. The record is from RefSeq and is a predicted model, not a curated record. NCBI's taxonomy places the organism in Eukaryota, Fungi, Ascomycota, Sordariomycetes, Hypocreales, Clavicipitaceae.